GGCGCGGUUCAGUUCGAACUCGUGAGGGGAGCGCGGCCGCCAUGGAGGGACGGCUCUCCCGCAUCCCCGUGUACGCCCGGCUCCACCGCCCCGAGCCGUUCGCAGAAUUGCAAAUGACUUUUCCUUCAAAGAGAAAAUGUGUCAGCAAAACAUCAGAGCAAGAGUUCAGCAAGGUUCCCAGUUUUAACUUUGCCUCAAACAUUCCAGCGGACAAUGUCUUCAAGGCUGCAAACCAAGGGUUGCCUAAGUCUGACAAGAAAGUGGAACUGGUUUCAAAGAAGACAGCAACGAGACGCCCUCUCAGCAGAUUCCAACUAGAAGCAGAGCUGAAAAACAAGAACCAAUUGGUGGAAACACUCAAACAACAGCUAGCAAGAUCAGAGGGCACCAUACAGUUAAGGGAGUUGAAGAAGGAGAAUGAGAGGCUGGUCCACGAAGUUGAGAAGCUCAAGCAGAUCCAGGAGACUUGCAUGAUGAUUUUAGAAAGGAGAAACAUCGGUCCUGUUACAGGUAGCAACAUAGAGGAGGAAAAAGAGACGCGCGCUUGCCAGGAAAAGACAACAACGCUAACUAAGAAGGUCAUAGAAGAUUUGAAAUUAUUCUGUCACACAGUUGCAAAAGAGAAGGAGAUGCUUGAGACAGCAAUGGCCAAGUGGAAAUCAGCACAAGAGGAGAAGCAGCGUGCCCUGGAGAAGCAGUCCUACAUCCAAGCUCAAAUUAAGGAAUGGAAAGCCAUACUUGAAGGGCUGGGGAAGCUCCUGGCAAUGUGAGGCACGAGGAUGCACUGUUUUUUUGCUGUUUCAUCCCUACUUCAGUCGUCCCUCUUUGUCAAGCCUAUAUCGAGCUAGUCACUGCUCCCCGGCGGGGUAGGGACAGACGGGGAGCUGAGGCAGCAGCGACGGCCGGUUAGCCUUGUGUCGGGCGUUCGCCGCUCUGUUGCGGUCUCUGGUGUUCGUGGGUUUAGUUCAUUAAAGGUGCUGCAAGGA
Messenger RNA from Corvus hawaiiensis (hawaiian crow), 986 nucleotides. RefSeq names its product kinetochore localized astrin (SPAG5) binding protein (gene KNSTRN). NCBI's taxonomy places the organism in Eukaryota, Metazoa, Chordata, Aves, Passeriformes, Corvidae. The transcript is spliced from 8 exons. The record is from RefSeq and is a predicted model, not a curated record. Gene Ontology annotation, cellular component: centriolar satellite; microtubule plus-end; mitotic spindle. The coding region runs from base 42 to 770 and encodes 242 amino acids. Gene Ontology annotation, biological process: spindle organization; mitotic sister chromatid segregation; regulation of attachment of spindle microtubules to kinetochore.